Molecule: messenger RNA, 1050 nt
Organism: Ustilaginoidea virens
Lineage: Eukaryota; Fungi; Ascomycota; Sordariomycetes; Hypocreales; Clavicipitaceae
Exons: 2
Coding region: 1-1050 (349 amino acids)
Biological process (GO): L-threonine catabolic process; L-serine catabolic process
Molecular function (GO): L-serine ammonia-lyase activity; threonine deaminase activity
Source: RefSeq, a predicted model, not a curated record
AUGACCAUCAGCGCACCACCACCUCCCGGCACCAGGAUCCCGUGGAUCGAAACCCCCCUCGUCAGCAACGUCUUUCUCAAGCUGGAAAACCUCCAGCCCGCCGCGUCCUUCAAGUCGCGCGGCAUCGGCAACUUCGUCCUGUCCAAGCUCGCCGCCGCCACCGCCGCCGCCCAGGCCGGGGCAGCAGCAGCCCCCGGCGGCGCGCCCCCCCGCCCGCACUUUUACUGCUCCUCCGGCGGCAACGCCGGCCUGGCCUGCGUCCACGCCGCCGUCACGCUGGGCUGCGACGCCACCGUCGUGGUGCCCCUGUCCACACCGGACUCCACGGUCGGCAAGCUUCGCCAGGCCGGGGCCGCGCGCGUGCUCCGGCUCGGCGCGUCGUGGCAAGAAGCCGACGACUACCUGACCCAGACGCUGAUGGCUGACGCGCGGGCCGCGGGCCAGGCGCCCGUCUACGUGCCCCCGUUCGACGCGCCCGAGGUGUGGGACGGCAACGCCGGCAUCGUGCGCGAGAUUGCGCGGCAGCUGCCCCUGCUCCGCGAGCCGGCCCCCCGCCUCGACGCCGUGGUCUGCAGCGUCGGCGGGGGCGGCCUGCUCUGCGGCAUCGUGCAGGGCCUCGACGAGCUGGGCCUGUCGCGCACAAAGGUGGUGGCGGUCGAGACCGAGGGCGCGGAUUCGCUGGCGCAGGCCGUCGCGGCCGGGGGGCUCGUCACGCUGCCCUGCAUCAGCAGCCUCGCCACGAGCCUGGGCGCCCGGCGCGUCUGCCAGCAGGCCCUGGACUACGCCGCCAGGGGGUCCGUCGCCAACCUCGUCCUGUCCGACGCCGAGGCCGCCGCCGCCUGCAGGCGGUUUCUGGACGAGGAGCGGCUGCUGGUGGAGCUGGCCUGCGCCGUGUGUCCGGCCGUCUGCUACGCCGGGAAGCUGGCCGAUGCCGUGCCGGGGCUGACCGAGGACAGCGUCGUCGUCGUCGUCGUGUGCGGCGGCAGCAACGUGUCGUGGGACAUGGUGGCCAAGUACGUCGCGGACGAGGCUGACGCCGCCCAGACGUAG